Messenger RNA from Ascochyta rabiei, 1359 nucleotides. RefSeq lists its product as uncharacterized. NCBI's taxonomy places the organism in Eukaryota, Fungi, Ascomycota, Dothideomycetes, Pleosporales, Didymellaceae. Bases 1 to 1359 code for a protein of 452 amino acids. The record is from RefSeq and is a predicted model, not a curated record. The transcript has a single exon.
AUGCCGACACAACAAGCACAGAAACAACCGAAACAAGCAAACGCCAAUAGCAAAAUGGGCAACAACAACGCCAACAAGCAACAACCCAUCCCUGACCGCGAGAUCAAGCAGAAUGCUGGAGUCUCAGCUAGCAUGGCGUUGCAGGCAACGCAGAAAGCAUGGGAGCUGAGGCAGGCAGCCAACGCGGCGGGUGAUCCUGAUGCCCGAGAGGAGAUUCUCGCCAAAGCCAUCAACAAGGAGAUCGAAGCAGAGUCUUUUGGCAAGGCAGCCAAGUAUACACAGUCCGGUACGUUUCAAGGACUCGCUGCUGGCGCUGGAUUGGGUGUGCAACCGGGUGUCACGCUCGGAAAGAUUACAGGAGCGAUAGUGGGCGGCACUGUGUCGACUGUCACUGGACUGCUGGGUGGUGGCAUUGGUUCGGUCUAUGGUGCGAUGAACGGUCCCAUGUGGGAUCUUGGUCAGAUGGCGAGCCACGGUGUCCGAGGCGUAAUAGGCGACUUUCCAAACUGGAAGUCCACGCCGGCGCAAAAGAAGGCAUUGGAAAAGAUGGUCAUGCAAUCGAAGGAAACCCAGGCGCCAAGCGAGGAAGAGCUCGAACAGAUGAAGAACGAUGCCCCAGACGACGCGCCGCAAUCUUGGUCGCAGUCAGUGUCAGACAUGACGAGUUGGAGACCUUCGAUGCCAUCUGUGCCCAAAAUGCCAAAAAUGCCAUCGAUGUCUCAAACUGGCACUGCUAUGGGUUUGGGCGGCCUGGGAGCCUCCUUGGGUAUGGGAGGAGGACAAAGUUCGAAGGAAGACCAUCCAACAAAGCCGAGCGCCAGACAGGCAUCGCAGCAGGAUGGACAUGCGCAUCGGUCAUCCAAACAAAACCAGGCCUCUGCACCCAAACAGGCACCGACACCGAAAGAAGCCACCACUCCUAAAGAGGCUCCCAAGGUCGACGCUUCUUCGAAAAGAGAUGCAGCUUCUCGUAAAGACACAAAGCCUCAGCCUAGAAAGUCUCAACGCACUUCUGCACCACAGAAGCCCACUGAGUCAAAAGCAUCGCCAGAGGCGAAAGACUCAAAACCACCCACCUCUAAGCCCAAAGAACCGGCCCCCAAAAAGAGUGCAGAGCCUAAGAGCUCUCCACCAAAACGAGCUUCGAAGCCGCAGACAGACAACAAGCCAUCAGCGCCGACGCAGUCAAAGCCUGCCUUGUCUGCAGACAACAAGGAGAACAAGCCACCUGCAUCUACGAACGGAGAACGAAGGAAGCCAAGGAAGCUGGCAUCGAAGAGCGACAACGCCAAGUCGACCUCGACGCCAGCUCCGAAACGAGCUCCGCGGAAGCUCGAGACUCGCAACGCUACGUCAUAG